Messenger RNA from Frankliniella occidentalis (western flower thrips), 2772 nucleotides. RefSeq names its product ras-related protein Rab-5C (gene Rab5). The transcript has 6 exons. Gene Ontology annotation, molecular function: GTPase activity; GTP binding. The record is from RefSeq and is a predicted model, not a curated record. The coding region runs from base 178 to 825 and encodes 215 amino acids. Lineage: Eukaryota; Metazoa; Arthropoda; Insecta; Thysanoptera; Thripidae.
UGGUGCUGCGUCUGCGUGCUAUCCUUGCCUGUGCCUGUGUGCGAAGUCAUCAAGGCCUUGUUUAGCCAGUGAUUUCAAGGUAGUUGUUCUCGGCCAGAUCUCACAUUCCGAUAAAUCAACCUCAAGCAAACCCCGCGGCGCAGACUCGGAAACUUAUUAAUUUUAUUGGGGUAAAUCAUGGCAAACCGUGGUGGUGCAGCCCAGAGACCAAACAGCCAGACGCAAGGCAAAAUAUGCCAAUUUAAAUUGGUCCUCCUGGGAGAAUCCGCUGUGGGAAAAUCAAGUUUAGUAUUAAGGUUUGUCAAAGGUCAAUUUCAUGAAUACCAGGAAAGCACAAUAGGAGCUGCCUUUCUUACACAAACUGUGUGCCUUGAGGACACGACGGUUAAGUUUGAAAUUUGGGAUACUGCGGGGCAAGAAAGAUAUCAUAGUUUGGCACCCAUGUACUACCGUGGUGCUCAAGCAGCCAUUAUUGUUUAUGACAUCACUAAUAUGGACUCAUUUGGGCGUGCUAAGGUUUGGGUCAAAGAACUGCAAAGACAGGCAUCACCGAAUAUUGUAAUUGCUUUAGCCGGCAAUAAGGCAGAUCUUGCCAACUCUCGAGCUGUUGAAUGUGAUGAGGCUCAAGCAUAUGCAGAUGAAAAUGGUCUUCUGUUUAUGGAGACUUCGGCUAAAACUGCCAAGAAUGUAAAUGAGAUCUUCCUUGCAAUUGCAAAGAAGCUUCCCAAAAAUGAACAAGUGUCUGGGGCUGGCUCUGCCAAUCAAGGCCGACGUUUAGUGGAGUCUGAUAGCUCUGCAAAGACAGCAGGCAACUGCUGCAAGUGAUUUUGGGCUGCAUGCUUAAGACAAGUCACACUUUUUGCCAGUUUUAUAAGGUAUGUUCUGUGGGAACAGGCUAGUGGGACACUUUUCUUGGCCGCUUGCUCAGUUCGGAACAAAUUAAGGAAAGGAACAAUGACUGACACAAGAAUUCCAAUCAAUGGCCAUGUGAAUAAGUGUAGGCCUGAUCCGCCGUUGCCCUCCGCCGCUGCCUUUAAUAUGUUACCUAAUGGUGACCCAUCAUUCAGUUCAAAGAGAGACUGGCUUAAGUGCCAAGAGCAAUUUUCUAGUGCAAUUUUUUUCUGUGUACUGUGUGAAUAGUGGUGUUGCGGAUAGCAAGAAUUAAUUUACCGUACUCAUUUUAUGUUAAAAUUGUGGAAAAUUUAAUGAUUGGAAUAGGUUUGGAGAAUUCUAGGUAUUUUUUAACGUGAUUGGUAACGUUUAUAACUCUGUAACUAUCAGAGUUGUAGUCAACGCAGACAUAAGUCAUUAUUGAAUAUUUUAAUGUGCACUCUGAAGAUAACUGGCAGUGAUACAGAUUUAUUGUACUUGGCACUUGCGCUGUCCAUUGUAUAUUACUACCAAAACAUGCAAAUAAGUGGAAUUAUGAUGCGAUGACCCUGCAUUUCCUUAUGAAGUGAUGUUAUUUUGAUACAUGCAUCUUAGUUUCUCUUGCAGAGAUUUGAGAUUCUCUCAAGUGUUACUGUGAUGAUACCCUUUUUUCAUACUUUAUUGGUUUUUAAUUUAUUGUUAUUGGAAUAGUGAGUGAAUUGAGUUGACUGUGGAUAUAAUUUAGUCUGGAGUAAGCAGGGGUUGAGUUUGUGAUUUAUUGAUCAACAGUGUCCUCUGUACAUUAAUGUUCUACCAGACAUUGCAGCUUUUGUUGAUAGAGUUGACAAGCUGCUGUAGUACUAUGUGUAAGAAUUCAUUUGCACCAGACAUCAAUGAAGCUAGCUGAUCAACUGAUGACAAAACAUUCAUCUAGGCUUUUUAAUGUUUUGCACUGUCCUAAUUUUAAACAAGAUAUGCUGUUUGGAUCAGUAACAGCACUGAACUGUUGACUAUGUCUUGGUGGGAAUGAAAUUGCUUCUGCAUGUAGUGCUGCCAAAAUUCCAAAAGAGCUUCUCCACCUAAAUUUUAUCACAAUGUUGCAUUUGAUGUCUUAAUUUUCACUUUGAUUUAUUCCGCGGAUAUGAAAGGUUACAUUCUUGUGAAUUUGAAUGCGUGAGAUUUUGAGAUUUAUACGUGCAAAUAUAUAUAUAUGAAACACAUAUAUAUAUAUAUAUAAAUAUUAUAUAUUAUUCAUAGAUGAAAGAUCCUUGAUUCCAUUCCCUUUUGCUGACCCAUGCAGUUGUAUCAAAUUUCUGUUCUGUAAGAAGACCAAAUUACAAAUUUGCUUAUGUCUUAUAUGUGGCUGGUUGCACCAAUGUGAGUCAAAGCCUCAGGAGAUACUUUUAUUCAGGUUCCUUUUCUGUUGUGAGUGAACAACGUCUUUAAAGUUUUGGCAUUUUAAAAAAUGCUGUUAUUUCUCCCACCCUAUUUGCAGCACUUUUUCCAUUGUCUUUUUAUAUUGUCUUUGGUUCAUUGUUAUGUGAGUAGACCAGAAUCUGCAGGACAGAUUGGUAUCUUCUCUUCACCAUGCUCCUAAUUUUAAUUCUUGUCAAAGCAGCCUUACUUGGUAAUUUUUAUUCCUGUGUACCCUUUUUCUUGUGUAUCAUAUCAGACAGGAUAAUUCAUAAACCACUUUUGUUCUUUUUUAGAUGUACAAAUUAGUAUUAUGGUGGAUGUACAGUUUUAUCGGUUCUUUACAUGUUAUAAAAAUUCAAAAUAAACUGUCUCAUGAAGGCUCUGACAGAAGUGAUGUAUUAUAUUUAAUGGAAAGCUUGCUUAUCUUCUGUCUGCACAGAAAUUUAGAUUGUACAGGUAUACAAAUAAAGUUAUGAUGUAUGUAAA